UACAAAUAGUAAUAUAAUUAGUAUACAAAAGCAAGGAAUUAAAGCUUUAAUUGUUAAGGAUAGAAAUAUUUUUAAAAUAGAUGAUGAAAAUAAAUUUUGGGAAAACAAUACUUUAAUUGAAGUAUUAAAUCAUUCAAAAACAAUAUUUUACAAUUGCCUAGCUAAUAAUAAUAGCUUACAUUUUAUGUUUUCUAAUUCAUUAUAUUCUUAUGAAUUAAAUUCAUUAAAAAAGCCUAAAAAAUUGACACUGCCUACAAUUUAUGUAGGAAAAUAUUUCUACAUAAAAGAUUCAACAUUUCUUCUUUCAACACAUACUGGACUUAUGCGAAAGAUUGGGAAUAAAUACGAAAGAUUAUUUGGAGAAAGAAUUUAUGCUACUAUUAUAGAUUCCAAAAAUAAAUUAUGGUAUACAAGUUUAGAUGGUAUUUUUGUGAUAAAUAAUUUUACAAGUGGGAAUUUAGUGUCUAAAAAAAUCUCAUUCAAAGAAACUAAGAACGUUUUUGUAAAUGAAUAUAAGGAAGAUGCGAAUGGUAAUAUGAUUAUGGCAU
Molecule: messenger RNA, 548 nt
Organism: Mitosporidium daphniae
Lineage: Eukaryota; Fungi; Microsporidia
Exons: 1
Source: RefSeq, a predicted model, not a curated record